GCCUACCAACGGCGGCGACGCUCGUCCUCUCACUCUCUCCUUUCCUUUCCUUCAACCACCAGGAAGCUCCUUUACCACUGCGGGGGAGCACCUCGGUGCUGUAACUCGCUCUCAUCAUGGCUCACCGACAGUCCACGCUGCUCCAACAGCUUGAGUCCGUUACGGACCUUGCAACGCUCUCGCCCAUCUCGGAGGACAUCAUCGUCUCCUGCAUCCGAGAACGGUUCAUGACAGACAACAUCUACACUAACAUCGGCACCAAUGCUCUCGUCGCAGUAAACCCGCACAAGUAUGUUGCCAGUAAUUCCGACGCGGUCCUCCACAAGUAUGCGGCCGAGUACCGCGAUACCUCGCCCGACAAAGUCCGCCUCCCGCCCCACAUCUUCCAGCUCGCCAACAAUGCCUACUACCACAUGCGAAGGACGCAGCAGGACCAGUCGGUCAUCUUCACUGGUGAGACGGGUAGUGGCAAGUCCGAGAAUCGUAGACUGGCCAUCAAGACGCUUCUCGAGCUCAGCGUCAGCCAGCCUGGGAAGAAGGGCUCGAAGCUCGGCAACCAGGUCCCUGCCGCCGAGUUUGUCUUGGAGACGUUCGGUAACUCCCGCACGCUCUUCAAUCCCAAUGCCUCUCAUUUUGGCAAGUACACCGAGCUCCAGUUCACGGAACGUGGGCGGAUAUGCGGUGUCAAGACCCUCGACUAUUACCUCGAGCGUAGUCGCGUAUCCGGCGCGCCAUCCGGCGAGCGCAACUUUCACAUCUUCUACUAUCUGAUCGCAGGUGCGUCGGCGGAGGAGCGUACGCACAUGCACCUCUCGGACAGGACGCAGUAUCGGUACCUGGGAGCACGUGUACCCGCAGGAGGCCGUGGGCCGAACCAGGCUCAGAAUGAGGACGCCGUUCGAUUCGAGCAGUUAAAGGUCGCACUCAAGAAUGUCGGCUUCUCGAAGAGGCAUGUUGCCCAGACAUGUCAGCUCAUCGCCGCUAUCCUUCAUCUCGGUAACCUCGAGUUCACCAUCGACCGUUCUCGUAACGAAGAUGCUGCCGUUGUUCGGAACUUGGAUGUCCUGGAGAUCGUCUCAGAGUUCUUGGGUGUUCAGCCUAGUGCUCUGGAGGCAGCUUUGUCUUACAAGACGAAGCUCGUCAAGAAGGAGCUGUGCACGGUCUUCCUUGACCCCGAUGGUGCUUCCGACAACAGGGACGAGCUUGCCCGCAUGCUCUACUCUCUCCUCUUCGCCUGGCUGAACGAGCACAUCAAUCAGCGCCUCUGCCGUGACGACUUCACGACCUUCAUCGGCCUCUUUGAUCUCCCUGGCCCGCAGAAUAUGACGAGCCGUCCCAACUCCCUCGACCAGUUCUGCAUCAACUUUGCGAACGAGCGCCUCAUCAACUUCAUGCAGAAGCGCCUUUUCGAGUCGCACGUUCAGGAGUACAACAACGAGGGUAUCUCGCGCUUCGUCCCUCACGUUCCCUACUUCGACAAUUCCGAAUGCAUCCGCUUACUCCAGAACCGCCCUGGUGGCCUCAUCCACAUCAUGGACGAUCAGGCUCGUAGGAUGCCACGCAAGACCGACCACACGAUGGUCGAGGCGAUUACCAAGCGUUGGGCCAACCACUCCUCGUUCAAGUCCGGCGGAAUGGAUCGCUCUGGCUUCCCCACGUUCACCAUCAACCACUACAGUGGACCUGUCACAUACUCCGCGCAGAACUUCCUCGAGAAGAACCUGGAUGCGAUUAACCCCGAUUUUGUCUCCCUCCUCCGGGGUACGACCGCCGGCACGUCGGAUGCCCCCGCGGCCGACGGCUCUGGUUCUAUGAACCCCUUCGUUCGUGGUUUGUUCUCUGGGAAGGCGAUUGCUACCCAGGCGCAUCCUCGCAACGAGGACACCAUUGUCUCCGCUCAACAGCCCGUCAAGCCGAUGCGUGCCCCAUCGACUCGCCGCAAGAACACCAUCAAGCGGAUGCCGACGCUGAAGGAGGGCGAGAUCGAGGAGAAGGACGAGGAUGAAGGCCCCGCCUCGGGCGGCGCACCUUGCGUCGCAGGCGAGUUCAGGCAAGCCCUGGACGUGCUGUUCGAGACGCUCGAGGACACGCAGUCGUGGUACAUCUUCUGCAUCAACCCGAACGACUCGCAGUUGCCGAACCAGCUUGAGGGCCGAUCGGUGAAAGCGCAGGUGCGGAGCGUUGGACUGUCGGAGAUCGCGCGCCGGAAUGUGAACGUCUUCGAGGCGAUGAUGACCCCCGACGAGUAUGUGCAGCGGUACCAGUCCCUGCUCACUUCGUUGGGAGUUACAGAGGGCGACUCGCGCGCUAAGGUCGAGCAGAGUAGGAAUGCACUGGGUCUGCAGGAGCGUGACGUCGUUCUCGGGAUGUCUAUGGUCUUCUUGUCCCAAGCCGCAUUCCGCCGUCUCGAGGACGAUCUACGAUCUAAGGAUACCGAGGAGCAGAAGCGUAACCGCAUCCGGGAUGCGGAGGCGGAGGCUGGUCUUGACCCUCGCGGGUUGAGCGACCCUUAUGCACCCUAUCAGGUGCCUGGUGCGGACACGUCCCCGUAUGCCGGCGACUACGGCGACCCCUUCAAUUCGUCCAACCAACAGCUGCCUCUCGUUGCCAACGCCUCUCCUUUCCAACGCGCCGACAUGUAUGAUGAUUAUGACGAGCGCAAGUCCUUGCGUAGCGACGACUUCGACGGCCGCAGCGCUUACACGAGUCAUCGCGAUGACGGCUCCGUCUCCAACUUCGGGACGGAGUCUUACGCACCCUCGCGGAACAUGUUCCAGAACGCCGACGCGAAAGGUCUCCUCGACAAGGAAGCGAUUGCUGGCGAGGUUCAGGAGGGCGAGACUGCCGAGGUUCUCAAGGAGUCGUCGGCCCGCCGACGCUGGGUGGCGCUGUGCUGGAUGCUCACCUUCUGGUGUCCCACUUUCUUGCUCAGGUACGUCGGACGAAUGAAGCGUCUGGACGUCCAGCAGGCGUGGCGAGAGAAGCUUGCCCUUAACAUGAUCAUCUGGUUUGUCUGUGCCUGCGCCGUCUUCGUCAUCGUCUUCAUUUCGCCCAUCAUCUGUCCCACGGAGCACGUCUUCAACACCGCGGAGUUGAAUGGUCACUCCUUCAAGAACAGCCCGAACAACGUCUAUGUCGCGAUCCGUGGUGAGGUGUUCGACUUGACCGGCAUCGCGGCGAACCAUGAGCGUACCGUCAGCGUGGUUCCUUCGAAGUCCAUCCUGAACUAUGGGGGCACUCAGGCCGAUGAUCUCUUCCCCGUCCAGGUCAGCGCUCUGUGCAACGGUAUCUCUGGUUCGGUUAACCCGUACGUCGUAUUGACAACCAAGAACGAUACGGAUCAGAACGCCCAGUACCACGACUUCCGCUCCUGGACGAACGACCCUCGUCCGGAUUGGUACUUUGAGCAAAUGACCAUGCUGCGUUGGAACUACCGAGUCGGCUUUGUCGGCUACAGCCCGAAGCAGAUCAAGUCUAUGGCCUCCACCGGCAGCUCCGUCGCGAUAUACAAAGGACUUGUUUACGACUUCACGACCUACAUCAGCAAUCCUCCGGCUAUCGCUACUCUGCCCAACAACGCCGUAGCUCCUGGUAACAUCGACACGAAGUUCAUGCACCAAUCCAUCGUGGACGUGUUCCAGCGCAAUGCAGGCGGCGAUGUCACGAAGGCGAUCGACCGUCUUAAUCUGGACUCAGCCACUUUGGACCGGCAGCGCGUCUGCAUGCGGAACCUAUUCCUCCUCGGAAAGGUCGACAACCGUAACUCGCCUCAGUGUCUUUUUGCAACGUACAUCCUGCUCGCCUUGUCGAUCAUGAUGGUUAGCGUCAUUGGGUUCAAGUUCAUCGCGUCCGUCAACUUCAGUGCAGCCCGUGCGCCCGAGGAUCACGACAAGUUCGUCAUCUGCCAGGUGCCGUGUUACACGGAGGGCCAUGCUUCGCUCAAGAAGACGAUCGACUCGCUCGCGCAGAUGAAGUACGACGACAAGCGCAAACUGCUGUUCAUCAUCUGUGAUGGUAUGGUCGUCGGUUCAGGUAACGACAUGCCCACUCCUCGUAUAGUACUGGAUGUCCUCGGCGCGAACCCCAACGUCGACGCCGAGCCGCUCAGCUUCCUCUCCCUCGGUGAGGGUGCCAAGCAACACAACAUGGGCAAGGUCUUCUCUGGUCUGUACGAAAUUGCCGGUCACGUCGUACCGUAUCUCGUGGUUGUCAAGUGCGGCAAGCCUGGCGAGAAGUCACGCCCUGGCAAUCGUGGUAAGCGUGACUCCCAGAUGGUCCUCAUGCACUUCCUGAACAAGGUCCACUUCAACGCCCCGAUGAACCCCCUGGAGCUUGAGAUGUACCAUCAAAUCAAGAACGUCAUCGGUGUCAACCCGACCUUCUACGAGUACGUCUUCACGAUUGAUGCCGAUACUACUGUCCACCCUCUAUCCUUGAACCGUCUGGUCUCCGCUAUGGUUCACGACAAGAAGCUGCUCGGCGUCUGUGGUGAAACGGAACUCGCUAAUGCGAAGCAGUCAAUCGUCACGAUGAUGCAGGUCUACGAGUACUUCAUCUCGCACCACAUGGCCAAGGCGUUUGAAUCCUUGUUCGGUUCGGUGACCUGUUUGCCUGGUUGUUUCACCCUGUAUCGUCUGCGUACCCCCGACACCCACAAGCCGCUCCUCAUUAGCAACCAGGUCAUUGGGGACUACUCGGAGAAUCGUGUCGAUACCCUGCACAUGAAGAACCUGCUCCAUCUUGGUGAAGAUCGUUACUUGACGACCUUGCUACUCAAGCACUUCUCGAACUUCAAGACACAGUUUGUUCGGGAUGCACAUGCGUAUACCGUCGCUCCUGAUGACUGGAAGGUUUUGCUGUCCCAGCGUCGGCGUUGGAUCAACUCUACGGUGCACAACUUGGCCGAGCUCAUCUUCUUGGAUCAGCUUUGCGGUUUCUGCUGUUUCUCCAUGCGCUUCGUCGUCAUGAUCGAUCUCCUUUCUACGAUCAUUGCGCCGGUAACUGUCGCUUACAUUGUGUACCUCAUCUACCUUGCGGCCGGCGAACACGCCCAGAUCCCUAUACUGUCGAUCGUCCUGAUCGCUGCGGUCUACGGUUUGCAGGCGUUGGUGUUCAUCCUUCGUCGCAAAUGGGAUAUGAUUGGUUGGAUGGUCUUCUAUAUCCUGGCCAUCCCGAUAUUUUCGUUCUUCCUUCCCCUCUACUCGUUCUGGCGCAUGGAUGACUUCUCCUGGGGUCAGACUCGUGUCGUCCUGGGAGAGGCGGGCAAGAAGAUGAUCGUCCACGACGAGGGCAAGUUUGACCCCCGUUCCAUUCCCCUCAAGUCUUGGAAUGACUACGAGAACGAACUUUGGGACAAGGAAUCGAACCACAGCAUUGGUUCUUGGGUACCUCCAACUAAGAUGCACAACGAUGGCUAUGCUGAAUCGCAGACCGCAUCGAUAUAUGGUCGCGAGACCUUCUACGAGCCAGCCAUGUCCCGCGCGUUUUCGCCGGCACCAUCGCAGAUGCAGAUGCACAUGAUGUAUCCCCCACCCGGAUACCAGUCCGGGCGCAACACCCCGCUAUCGCAGGUGAUCACACCAGGCGUGCUCCACCAGCCUACGCCUUCUCGGCCUGCCACGGGUUACCUUGAUGUCCAAAUCCCGGCAACAAGGAGUCCAGAAGAUCAGGACUUCUUCGACGGGCCGUCAGAUGCUGCGAUAGAGGCCGCUGUCGAGGAACAUCUGCGCCAUGCCGACUUGACGACCGUCACCAAAAGGGAGAUCCGCCGACGUCUAGAGGAGCAGUUUGGUCAAGACCUCUCCUCACGCAAGCGGGUCAUCAACGACGCCAUCGACCGUGUGCUACUUGCCCGCGCCGGUUGAUUGAUUCAUGACAUCGUUGCAUCUGGUUCACGUCUUGCAAUUCGGACGCUUAUUGACGCUGCAGUUACGUCUACGCUCUACGCAUCGGUACACUUUAUUUUUCCCUUUCACCGUCCUUUCCGUUUCCUUAUAUAGGAUCAACAUUCAGUAUGGACAACUCGGACUUUCGUCGUCGUCGUCAUAUGGCACUCGCUCGUACAGUAACCUCUCAUCACCAUUAGCAUCACCCACCCACAGUCAUGUAUUUUGCUAUAUCCUAUCGUAGUAGAACAUGUUUUCGUCGUACUCCCGAUGCGAACUUUCUUUGAUUCA
Molecule: messenger RNA, 6176 nt
Organism: Dichomitus squalens LYAD-421 SS1
Lineage: Eukaryota; Fungi; Basidiomycota; Agaricomycetes; Polyporales; Polyporaceae
Product: glycosyltransferase family 2 protein
Exons: 9
Coding region: 117-5864 (1915 amino acids)
Cellular component (GO): cell periphery; cell septum; myosin complex
Molecular function (GO): cytoskeletal motor activity; chitin synthase activity; ATP binding
Source: RefSeq, a predicted model, not a curated record